This is a messenger RNA of Neomonachus schauinslandi (Hawaiian monk seal), 3852 nucleotides long. RefSeq names its product chromosome 4 C1orf167 homolog (gene C4H1orf167). The record is from RefSeq and is a predicted model, not a curated record. The coding region runs from base 1 to 3852 and encodes 1283 amino acids. The transcript has 20 exons. NCBI's taxonomy places the organism in Eukaryota, Metazoa, Chordata, Mammalia, Carnivora, Phocidae.
AUGGAGCUGAGACCUGAUGCCAACCACAAGGAGAAUGUGCCCCCCAGGCCUGCGGCGCCCCUGAGGCCAGAGCAGCCCAGGUUCCUGAAGAGCCGAGAUGUGGGCCUGGGCAGUGGACUUGGCCGGUGGGCGCGCUCGUACCAGGCCCAGAGGGGAGGGCCUGCCGCCACACCGUCCCCAGGGGCCGAGCUGCACCAGGAGACUUGCCGAGUCCAGACCAACCUGGCUGGCCCGAGCCCCGGCCUGAGCCUCGUCCUGAAGGACACAACUGGCCGGCUGAUGAGCUCAAGCUUGCAACAGCAGAGCAACCUGGAGCGCCCGGCCGGCAGACCCCAGGGGAGCGCCCGAGAGCUCGCCAUCCAGCAGAAUAACCUGAGCAUGAGGGGGACCAGCUUGGCUGAGUGCAGAAGUCCCAUCAGCCCCCACCUCUGGCCCCACACGACCCCUCUGUCCCCACACGAUCCUCGCCCCCAAGGAUCACUGGUUUGCCCAUCCUCCAGACUGAGACAGUCCCGGCUGCUGGCCACAGACUCCCCCGGCCCAGACGUCCAACCCGCUGCAGGCUUUGCCCCUUUCAAUGGGCACACACGACCAGGCUCCAGACCCUGGUGUGGCCUGGGGAGCUGGCCCUCUAGGCUCAGGGGGGAGCCCCUCACCCUGGAAGACCUGACUGUCCCUGUCCAGAGCCAAGCUCGGGGCCCAUCCCAAACUGCCAUCCACCAGCUGCUGGCCUCCGUGCGACACCUGGAGCACGCAGUUGCCCGUCUCGGGUGCCAGGCGUCCCAGGAGCCCAGCAGUGGCCAGGUACUCCCUGCCCACGCCCAGCCCAGCCAACCUGUUCUUGCUUCCUGGGAUGGGAGGAAGAAACACCUGCCAGGUCUCAGGGAAACUGCCGAUUUCCCAGAGACACAAGGGACCCAGGCUGGCCUCUCAGACUCUCAGGCAAACAGGAAGCCUGCGUCCCUGGAGACCACGCUGGGGAUCCUGACUGGGGAUUUCCUUGACCCUAAGCAGGGGGUCCUUCUGACCAAGCCCCUGAGGCAAGGAGAGAACUUCUCCCCGGGGCCGACAUACGGCAGCGGGCAGAGGGGAGGCCCCUGGCUCCCUCGAGGGGUGGGCAGCAAGGAGGCCAGGCUCUGCUCUCCGGCCCACUCCCGUGUGGCCCGGGGCGUCCCAGCUGGGCGGAAGGGGGGGCAGGUGACUCUGCUGGAGCAGAUCAGCAAGGAGGAAGAGAGGAGGGCUUCCUGCCCAGCAGACGCAGCCCCAGCAAGGAGCACCAUGCAGAAAAAAGCCCGAAACGUGGUGAGCCUGGAGUCCGAGACAGCCCGCUGGCAGUGGCUGUCCAGAUGUUUUGGAGCCUGGUGGCACUUGGUGCAGGAACGGCGGACAGCGGCUGCAGCAGAGGCCCUGGGCCACCCGCAGGUGUUACGCAGAGGCCUGUGGGCGCUUGGGCGGGCUCCGCGGCUCCAGGAGGCCCAGCUGGAGGUGGCGUGGAGGCGACACACUCAGGCCUUACUGGCCCAGAACUUCCAGAAGUGGAGAAACCGGACUCUGCAGCAGAAGCAGGGGCAGCCGCACGUCCAGGCUGGGCCAGGACCCCCACCCUCUGGGGCAGGACGAGGCCAAGGCCCCUCAGGAAGGGAGCCAGGGGUGGACCCCACCAGGAGAAACAGUGUCCCCCCUCCCCGCUGCCCCCAUAAGAGAAUGAAGAUGAAACCCGCAGAUGUGGACAAAGCUUUGUGCAAGAAUGCACCCAGGGUGGCCUUGCUGGACACUCAGCAGCGGAGAGCCUGGCUCUGCAGGUGCUUUGGGGCCUGGCAGCAGUUUGUGCAAAGAGCCGCCCGGUCCCGGGACCACCUGGCCCGCCGCCAGGCAGGGAGCCUGAAGUUAUGUCUGCAACAGUGGGUGCGGAUGAAGCAGCUCCGGGCCUCAGAUGGAGCGAAGGUGAUCCGGCUGUCCCUCUGCCACCAGAAGGCAGGGAAUGUGGCCCUCUGCAGCUCAGCGCCUGGAGCGGCUACAGCCCGUGGCCUGGGGGUAGUGUCUCAGGCCCAGGGGCUGCCCCAGGAGCAAGGCAGGGGCUCCCUGCAGGAAGCCUGCCGGAGACUGGCCCUGCACCGGGCACUGCUGCUCUGGAGGACGAGGCUCUCCCAGUGCCAGAGGGCGGACUCCUUCCUCCAGGGCAUGCGGCAGCAGAUGAUUCGGCGUAUCCUGAGGGGGUGGCAUUUGAAGGCGUGGGGUCCGAGCACCCCAUCAGACAGUGCCAGGACCACCUUGGCCCUGGAGCUCCUGAGCGGCAUCCCAGGAAGGGAGCCCUUGCUGGGCUGCAGCCCACCCCGAAGCUCACUAGAAAAGGCUUCCAGGGCCCCCGCCCUCUUGGAGACCCUCCGGCUGAGCUUUUUGUGGGCCUCUGGGCAGCGGCAGAAGGCACGGUGCCUUCUGCUCUGGCAGGUGCAGGCCCAGCAGUCCCGGGGUGCAGCGAAGUGGCACCGGUGCACUCUUCAGAGGCGCAUCCUCCUCGGCUGGAGCCACUGGGCCACGGCCCGAGGGGUCCGGAGAGAGCUGGCUGUUGGCUGGGCCUGGGAGCGGAGCUGCAGGGCCGCGCUGGGCUUGUGGCGGAGGCGGCUGGUGCAGGGGCGAGAGGUGGAGCAGUGGGUUCGGGCGCGGGGCCGCACACUGGUUCGACGCGCCCUGAACUGCUGGCAUUCCUCCUGGCAGAGGCAGCAGUUCCUGCAUGCAAAGUACCAGAGGUGGGUGCAGGUCCAUCUCCGAGGCUUGAGGAGAUCCGUGUUCCAGAACUGGCGGCAGGCAGCAGCUCGUCGGAGACACCCAGUGGACCCCCCAGAGCAGCUUCUACUGCACAGCCACUUCCAGGCCUGGUGUGGAGCUGAGAGAGAUACAGGGGUGGUCCCGGCCACGGGAGCCUCUCAGGAUGGCCCGAGAAAGGCCGUGGGGGCCACAAUUGCCAUGUGGCAGGAUGCCCGAACAGCCAAGGCCUGGGCACAGGAGCAGUUUGUGGCCCGGGCCUCCGUGGCCCGCUGGAGAAGCCACGUGCAGGGGGGCCAGGCGGACAGGCAGCUGAGCAGGGCCCGGGCCCGGCAGGCCUUCGUAGCACGGCAAGCAGCUCUGGGCCAGCGCCACAAGGCCCGCCGCCUGGCAGAAGGCAGAGUGGCCCUGUGCCGGACACAGCGGGUGCGUGAGUCCCGCCUACGCCGGGUCAGCCGAGCCCGUGCUGCCCAGAAGCUGAGCGCCAGUGUCCUAGAGGCCUGGGCCCAGUCAGCAGCCAGGGGCCGUGUGCAGCGAGCCACCAUCACCCAAUUCCAGCAGGCUGGGUCCAGACGCCUCCUGUGGACCCACUGGGUCCAGUGGCAGGCAGCGCUGCUCAACCCACUGCUUCGGGACACUGCCCGGCCCAAGCCAGCACCACCGCCACGGCGAACAGAGAAAGCAGAGAGAAACGUCCUGGGCUCAGAGAGGAAGUACCUGCAGCGCUGGCACCGUGAAGCGCCAAUUCGCCGGCUCCGGGGCCCCCAGCGGGCCAGGCACCUGGCCGCACCGGGGCAGCACCGGGUAGAUGCUCAGGGCGCCGAGCAGCUGGCACGGACGCUGAGCGCUAAGGCAGUGGCACCUGAAGUGGGCCUGGCGUGUGUGGCGGCGGCGGGCCCUGCAGCUAUGGGUGGCUCAGCGAUUACAGCAGCAAGAAGGCGACCGGGUCCUUUCCCAGGUCCAAAUGCAAGGUCCCAGGAACUGCCCUGGUUCAGGGGCUCGGUCAGCAACAACCACCCCCUCUUCUUCUCAGGGAGGAUGUUGUUCCACCCACGAGGUCCUCUGCGGAGGGAGGAGCUCCUCAUAUAG